AUGGUCCUCGACGGCUAUAAUGUCAUUCAAUUUCUUACAAUCGAAGACACAGCUUUUGCUCGAAAAGUUGAUUUCAAUCUACCACAGCGUUUUGACAUCACAUAUGUUGACUCAAAUACUGAGGAAAGAAGGCCUAUCAUGAUCCAUAGAGCAGUGCUUGGAUCAUUCGAAAGAUUCUUUGGUGUUCUCAUUGAGCAUUAUGCUGGUGAUUUUCCAUUAUGGCUUUCUCCAACACAAGCUCGAGUUUUACCUGUUACUGAUGCCCAGACUUCGGAGAUUUUGGAGCCAGAAGUAGUCUUGCAGAGGAAGGAGUGUUCUCGGAGCCGAGAAGAACGCAGUCGCAGAGGAGUGCUGAGAAAUGUGAGUGAGGAAUGCCGAGAAAUGCGAGUGAGAGGGAUGAGACGGAUGACCUCCUCAUCGGGCAAGAGGAUCAAGACUUUGGGAUCAAAGAGGAAGGAUAAGGAACCAGACCGCUCUUACUCCAACAAGUUCCUUUCCCGCAAGCAUGAGCGCCACUUCAAUGUUGUCCAAGAUAGGAGGUUAUUAAUGGAAAGGAACGCUGGACUGAUACCUGAUUUUGCUCCACAGUUUGGAGAGCAAUUGGAGAAUAGGAACUAA
Molecule: messenger RNA, 618 nt
Organism: Vigna angularis (adzuki bean)
Lineage: Eukaryota; Viridiplantae; Streptophyta; Magnoliopsida; Fabales; Fabaceae
Exons: 4
Coding region: 1-618 (205 amino acids)
Biological process (GO): threonyl-tRNA aminoacylation
Cellular component (GO): chloroplast stroma; mitochondrion; cytoplasm
Molecular function (GO): ATP binding; threonine-tRNA ligase activity
Source: RefSeq, a predicted model, not a curated record